UGAAAUCAAACAUGCCAGAUUUUUUCUUGCGAGUACAGACUUGUCUAGCGGUAGUUGCAAUGUGUGGCGGUUCUUGCGACUUAUUAAUUCCGUCUUCUUGGGCUAGAGAUUAUCCUGGUGCAUAGAAAAAUUAAAAGAGGUAGAUCCCGCAGCCAAUAAAGAUGCCGUAAUGAAAAAAAUCAAUUCAUUGCGUACUUGUUUCCGCAAAGAGUUAAAGAAAACUAGAAGUGUGCAGUCGGGUAUGGGCGCAGAAAACUUGUAUAGGCCAAAUCUCUGGUAUUUUAAUUUAUUGAUGUUUUUGACUGACCAGGAGACACCGCGACAGGAUGGGACGGAUACUAUAAAUGAAAGUCCAGUAGUAGAUGACGACAGCCAAUUCAACGAACAUGAAGACAAUUUAAACGACCAUUCUUCAUCCGAAACAUCACUACGUCCUCUAUCGGCCACCCCAUCCACAUCAACAUCAAAUUCCAGAAUUAGUGUCAAGAGAAAAAGUCAAAAGAAUUUGGAUCGCAGCGAUGAAGUUUUAAAUAUCGUAGCAAGUAAACUUCAAAAUCAAGGAAAAUAUGCAUCUUUCGGCCAACAUGUAGGCGAAGAACUUCAGGAACUGCCUUCUGAGAUGGCCAUAUAUUGCAAAAAGGUGAUUAAUGAAGCAAUCUUCCAAGCACAAGUGGGAAAGUUAAACCAGACAUCAAAAAUCGUAACCCAGAUCGAAACAGAUAGAACACCAACAACUCCUGAUAUACACACUUUUCAGUAUAAUCAGGAGGUUAGUCGGCCCAGUAAUACUGAACUUUUAAGAUCGACACCAGAAGGACCUACGAAACCCUUACAACGCUUGGGGGGAUUAAAUCCAAUAAUUCGUGGAGUAGACACUUUUCAGUAUGAUCAUGGAAGGUUUAGAUCGUCCAUUGGAACUGAAAUUGCAAGAUCGCUAGGGGAAGCAACCAAUGACCUCUUACAAUCCCUUGGAGAAUAUUAUUCAAGAUCCAACGUUGAAGAUAAUAAUUAAAUUAAAUAUAAUUAGG
Acanthoscelides obtectus is the source of this 1028-nucleotide messenger RNA. The record is from the annotation of a GenBank genome assembly. Lineage: Eukaryota; Metazoa; Arthropoda; Insecta; Coleoptera; Chrysomelidae.